AUGGAUACUGGUACUUCUCCUAACACUACUUCGACCAAGAUGGUCAGCAUAGUCACACAAGACUCAGCUUUCCUGAAACUUCCCCUUGAACUCCGCCACCAAAUCUACAAUUACUUCAUCCGCGUCCGACUCAAGAAAGGUGUCACAUCCAAUGCUCUCAAACCCUUGACAAACAUGACUGGCGUGAGUCAGCAGAUACGUCGCGAAGUUUACGACAUAGUUGCUGCUGUCAAGACAUUGCACGUCAGUGCUGGUGUAUUCAGCGAUCUCACGCUCAAGCUUUUAUCGACUGCUAUCAACAUCAGAUCGAUGAAUCAUCACGCGAGUGCCAGCUUCGAGUUGUUACCGCUGGAGGUCAAAAGUGCCUUCCAAGCAGCCCGGAAUAGAACGAUUCAGAAGUUAAAGGACGAGAUUGAGAACAAGAAAGUGCCAGCUCAAUUCAAGUUCUGGAAAAAAAAAGAAGUCUGUGUGUGCAGACCUGGCAUUGUUGAGGACGAUUCAUCCGACUUCAAGAAAGCUUUCAUCGACGCGAUGCUGAAGUUCACCAAGGGGGAGGGCUUCAACGGGGUCACUAUUCAGGAUGUAUCUCGCUUCUUGGAGCAGGUUACUAUGCCUGAUCCAAAGGGCUUCUGGAAGGCCGAAGAGAUGUUCGAAGAACUCAAAGAGGCCAGGGAUUAUGGGCAGGACGAGGACACGGGUGGUGUCUCGACUGAGUGA
Molecule: messenger RNA, 717 nt
Organism: Aureobasidium namibiae CBS 147.97
Lineage: Eukaryota; Fungi; Ascomycota; Dothideomycetes; Dothideales; Saccotheciaceae
Exons: 3
Coding region: 1-717 (238 amino acids)
Source: RefSeq, a predicted model, not a curated record